UUUCAAUUUACUAAAAUAAUUCAAGUUCUCCAUUAUAAACUUUCAGCCUAUAGUUUAACUUAAGAAACUCAUUCUGAAAAUAUGGAUAUUGGAAAGCGCAAAAGUCUUAUGUCACCAGCUACGCAACGAAAAGUUGCAAAGCGGAUUAAAGCACUGAAAUUGAAGAGAUGUAUCAGUUCUCACUUCUCAACUGACGAUGAAAAAAAUUCAAGUGUUAAUACCUCAGGUAGGCACAGCCAAUCUUCUAGUAACUCUGUUAAAGAAGACGUCUCAAAGAAUAAAUCAACUAAAAGAAAACAUUCAUCACAUCGAUCUUCUGUUUCAAGUGGUUCAUCCACCUCAGAAACUGGUAGUUUAUCAAACUCAUCUGGUAGUUCAUCUAAUACAAGUAAUUCAUCAAAUUCUGAAUCGUCAAGUGCCAGUCAAUUGAGUGAAGAGAGCAGUUCAUCUGACGAUUCCAGUAUCGAAACAGGUCAAGUUACAAAAAAUAGUACUCCUAGUUCCACUACUCCUAAAAAUUGUGACUCUGAAGCUAAUCGUUCUGCUUUUCAAUCCAUACUAAGCCGUUCAAAAAUUUCAAUAAAUAAAAUUCGCCGCACAGUUACUAUGAGCCGUAAUGCUAGUUCCAAUACUUGUAAUAAUGCAAGUAACUCUUCCACUUCGGGUUCUGAAGAUGGCAGUAGAACAACUGCUCGCCGCUCUAUAAUUCGUCUAACCAAACGUACUCGCCGUUUAAAAAGUACUUAUUCAAUCGGCACUGACAGUUCUAGUAAUUCGUUGUCUUCAACGACAUCCAAAAUGGUUAGUUAUUCUAGCUCUAAAAGUUCAAGUUCUACAGAUGAGUCUGUUCACCCUCAACGUCGUAAAAGAUGUGCAAAUUAUGGUGGACCAGCAUCAACAUCCCUAAAACGGUAUGGAAAUAGACUAUGUAAAUAUAAUGUUUCUCAGUACAAACACGCCAAUAAAGGGUAUCCAAAAAGAAAAAAUUCACGUAAAAACCCAAAGCCAAAUAAACGUAUCGUUGUGUUCGGGCUGAGUCCACUUACAGGAGUGCUUAACUUACGUUUACUCUUUCAGCAAUACGGUAAAAUUAGAUAUGUGAAAAUCAUCAAAGACCGUUUGACAACCCGUUCUAGAGGUUUCGCUUUUAUCAAAUUCAAACACAAAUCGGAUGCCCAAAAAGCUGUUGCACGUAGUCAGAAUAUGAAUAUUAACGGUUGGAUUGUGCGUCCAACUUUCUCGCUAAAUUAAUAACCAUAAACUUAUAGUGAUGGUUUCAGACCCACAUUUUAUUAAACCGAAGAGAAACUAAAAAUUAUGCUAAAAAAAUGCGGGUCUACUAUUAUCAAGGAAAACAUAAAACCAUUUAGUUGGUCUCUACGACUACCUAAAAUAAUUUGCUAUUGUUUAUAUAAAUCAGUCUAAUUUCCUAUUUCCUUUUUUCUUUUAAAACUUUUAUCAUUUUAAAUUGUGUUUAGCAAAACAUUUAUUUUUUUGUAAUUGAAACAUACUAAUUGCAAGAUUUAAAAACUUCAAUCAUCUAUUCAAAGUUUGUAACUUAAAGAAUCCUCAUAUACUUCAAAUAAACAUACGCCUACAUA
Molecule: messenger RNA, 1601 nt
Organism: Teleopsis dalmanni
Lineage: Eukaryota; Metazoa; Arthropoda; Insecta; Diptera; Diopsidae
Product: protein gar2-like
Exons: 6
Coding region: 82-1251 (389 amino acids)
Molecular function (GO): mRNA binding
Source: RefSeq, a predicted model, not a curated record